AUGCUGAAUCGCCAAUCUGAUCUUGGCCAAUUCGAAGGUUUAAACCUCAAAACUCCAAAAGCAGAGAGAGAUUUGUCGACCUCGAUCGUGAACGACUUCGGCGAUGGCACCUACACGGUGGCGUUCGACGAGGACAAAAUCUACACGACGGUGACGGACUCCGGCGAGGAGGUCGAGGAGUGGCUGGACGAGAUCGUCCGCAUCCACCACCGCCGCCUCGACCACCUCAUCGUCGGGCUCGACGUCGAGUGGAACCCAGCAAGCGGCUUUUGCGCUCUGGGCCCCGUCGCCGUGCUCCAGAUCUGCGUCGGCCGCCGCUGCCUCGUCUUCCAGAUCAUCCACGCCGACUACGUCCCGGACCAGCUGGGCGACUUCCUCGGCGACGGCCGCUUCACCUUCGUCGGCGUCGGGAUCCACGACGACGUGGACAAGCUGAGGGAGCAUUACGACCUGGAGGUGGAGAACGCGGUGGACCUGCGCUACCUCGCCGCGCAGACGAUCGGGAAGCCGGCGCUGCGGAGCACCGGGCUGCAGGGGUUGGUGUGGGAGGUGAUGGACGUGUGGAUGGAGAAGCCGCACCACGUGCGGGUGAGCGCCUGGGACUCAAGGCAGCUGACGCUGGACCAGGUGAUGUACGCGUGCGCCGACGCCUUCGCCUCGUUCGAGGUCGGCCGGAGUCUGUACGACGACUACGAGUAGCGCCGCCGCCGUUGCCUGCCGGUGCCAUGCAUCAUGCAUGCCACCUGCCAACAAUAUUACUGCUAGUCGUGUCCUUUACCUUAGAUUCUUCAAGAAGUCGUGUCGUUU
Molecule: messenger RNA, 807 nt
Organism: Oryza sativa Japonica Group (Japanese rice)
Lineage: Eukaryota; Viridiplantae; Streptophyta; Magnoliopsida; Poales; Poaceae
Product: 3'-5' exonuclease
Biological process (GO): nucleobase-containing compound metabolic process
Cellular component (GO): nucleus; cytoplasm
Molecular function (GO): nucleic acid binding; 3'-5' exonuclease activity
Source: RefSeq, a predicted model, not a curated record